AUAUAAAUCCCGAGCCUGCGGACGAAUCUGAGUCUGAAGAUGAAGAUGUGCCUGAAGACCCGGAUGAGUCUGAAGACGAACAAGCGAUGGAGUUAUAUGAUGUUAGACCCGAUGGUUUCCUUCCCCUAGUCAAUGGGAACCCUCAAGUACCCGAACCAUUUACCUCUUGCAAGCCCGGACCUCCCAGGGACCCCUGCAUAAGAGUGAUGGACCUCAAGGAAAAGGACCUCAAGCUUGUUUGUAAAGUCGGCUCUUGCAAGUUCGUGAUUAAAAACGGGGACAUAAAAGAGUGGUUUGUAGACGGAAAGAAUGACGCUAUUGUAGUUCCUGUUGGAGGUCAGAUACACAGAGAAAUAUGUAUUGCUACUGGUUUCUUUACUGGCUUGGAUAUCAUCCCUUCAGGAGGACUGCCAGCACCUAAAAUCAUUGUUAUUCAAGGCCCAAAAUACUACAAAGACAGGGACAUGGAAGCUGCUGAGUAUCUUGGUCUCACUUACAGGAACGCUAUAACACUUGCUUGCAAGGAGGGCGUUAAGCACAUAGCGUUCCCAGCUAUCUUGUGCGGAUAUGGCGGGUUUCCUCUGGAUAAAGCGGCAAGGAUUGCUGUAGAAAGCGUACAAAAGGCACUCAAAAUUGCUAAAGUGUCCAUUGAGGUUCACUUUGUCAUAAAGGACGAACCCACCUGGAGAGACUGGGUAGCUGCAACAGACCUCCUUGCAUUUAAGGAUUAUGAUCGUUACAUAUCUUGUCGGUGCAACAGACCUCCCUUUCCAGUCACUUCUGAAGGCAUUCCAACUUUUUUUAGCUGUGAUUGAGAAUAGGUCAUCAUUGUCUCGC
Molecule: messenger RNA, 837 nt
Organism: Selaginella moellendorffii
Lineage: Eukaryota; Viridiplantae; Streptophyta; Lycopodiopsida; Selaginellales; Selaginellaceae
Product: macro domain-containing protein in gbd 3'region
Exons: 8
Coding region: 87-815 (242 amino acids)
Source: RefSeq, a predicted model, not a curated record